Molecule: messenger RNA, 288 nt
Organism: Olea europaea var. sylvestris
Lineage: Eukaryota; Viridiplantae; Streptophyta; Magnoliopsida; Lamiales; Oleaceae
Product: CASP-like protein 1
Exons: 2
Coding region: 1-288 (95 amino acids)
Source: RefSeq, a predicted model, not a curated record
AUGCCCUCUUCAAGCUCGGUUGCUGUUCAAACAGUCUUGUCCCAUUUUGUCAUUUUCGAUGUUCUAUUGCUAGGCAUUGUGGCAGCAGCCAGUGGAGCUGCAGGUGGUGUUGCUUACAUAGGUCUGAAAGGUAAUUCCCAAUGUGGCUGGAGAAAAAUGUGUAAUCUGUACUACCAAUUCUGCAGAUAUCUUGGAGCUUCCAUUGCCGUCUCUUUGAUCAGCUCCAUUGUACUUGCAUUGCUCGUUUUACUCUCAGUAUAUACCCUCUCUAAGAAAAUUCCUAAGUAG